Lithohypha guttulata is the source of this 2124-nucleotide messenger RNA. RefSeq lists its product as uncharacterized. The transcript has a single exon. Gene Ontology annotation, molecular function: 5-amino-6-(5-phosphoribosylamino)uracil reductase activity. Lineage: Eukaryota; Fungi; Ascomycota; Eurotiomycetes; Chaetothyriales; Trichomeriaceae. The record is from RefSeq and is a predicted model, not a curated record. Gene Ontology annotation, biological process: riboflavin biosynthetic process. Bases 1 to 2124 code for a protein of 707 amino acids.
AUGACCACUUCAGUACAAACUCCUACCCGCCAUGAAGUUAGCCAGUCCCAGGAGGAUUCGAGGCUAGACGACCAUAGCGAGGACGAUAGUGACGUUAAUCGCAAUGGAGAUGUGGACCGAGACAAGCAAGAGAAGCUGGAAGACCACGAUGAUCACUACAAGGAAGAGGCGGACACAAGCUACAGUCUGUUCUCCAACCCUCCGAAUCUGGUAGCCAUGAGAAGGCAGCUCUUCGAGGUUAAAGACGAAUUCGAAAUGUCUGCCCAAGAGUUCGAAGAGUACUUUCCUUUUGUCGACAAUGUAUGGAGGAAGUACAGGAUAGACCAAAAAGACAAUGAUCCCAACUGCGAGACUUUUUGCUGUCGCUUAAGACCGAGCAACCAACACAAAUCAUCCACUCCCAAAGCGCCGGCCGAGGGCAAGCAGACAAGAACUAAGCGCAAACGGGAGGAGAAAACUUGUCCCAUGUUGAUGAAGGUCACAUACGUUGCCAGUCCGAUUAAGAAGGUCAAGGUUACUAGAGUUACGGCUCCCGACCUUGAGCAUUCCCACGAUCUCGAAUAUAUGGACCAUAACAAGCGCAACACUGCUAUAAUGGAUGUAGCCAGAAGAGAGGCUGUCAGAGGUUUUCUGCCAGGUUCUAUCUUCUGGAAGAUGCAGCAAGAGCCUGACAAGAUGGACGAGGCUGGAGGUAAACACAUGAAGAUUUCCGAUGUCAGAAAUGUACAAUAUCCCUGGAGACAACAGAAUCCUACUGCUAUAUUGAAGGCUCACGUUGGGUAUACUCAGCAGCGGACAGGUCCGAGACAACCGAAGCUUGCUUCUACUAUGGCAGCAGCCAGUGCUCCUCCUACUCCAAACAACGGUGCUAUCCAGAGGCAAAUUCAGAGCUAUGUUCCUUUUCCUCUUCAACCACCACCUGUCGCUCAACUGGCACCAACCUCUUUGCCACAAGGUACUUUGAACUAUCCUGAGCAUGCCAAGGAGUUUUUGUAUCCAUACCUGCCACACAUUCCUCGUAUCGCAUCUCAGUCGAGACCUCAUAUUACUCUCACUUGGGCCACAAGUCUCGACAGCCGAGUAGCCUUGCUUCCAGGUGUCCAAACAGCAAUAUCUGGUCCGGAGACAAAGGCCAUGACACAUUUCUUGCGUAGUCAGCAUGACGCGAUUCUCAUAGGUGUCAAAACCGCCAUGUCAGAUGACCCAGGCUUGAAUUGUCGACUUGCUGGAGCUGGUGGUUUUGGUGGUCCUGAUCGCACAAUGCAGCCAAGACCAAUCGUCAUCGACCCUCGUGCUAGAUUGCAUAUUCAUUCUGAAAUGCGUUUACUUCGAGCUGUAAGAGAAGGCAAGGCUCAAGGCCCAUGGGUCGUUGUUGGGCCUCAUAUCAAGUUGCAACCACAAGCUGUCACCACUUUGAAAGCCCAUGGAGGCGAGUUUUUGCAGAUCAACGAGAUUGACCCCUAUUACGGUCUGGACUGGGAAGCUUUGUUCUCGAUUUUCCACCGUGAAGGUAUCAAGAGUAUUAUGGUUGAAGGAGGUGGCAAAGUUCUGUCAGAUUUGUUGAAGCCCAGGUACGCUCACUGUGUCGAUUCGAUAAUUAUGACUAUCGCACCAACCUUUUUCGGCAAAGGUGGUGUCGAGGUUGCCCCAGAUACUGCCUUCGAUGGUCAACAACCCAUCCAGACUCGGUUGGCCAACGUUAAGUGGCAACCAAUGGGCCAAUCUGAUAUGGUUCUGUGCGGACAGCUCGACAAGACACGGACGCAGCCCAGGUUACCGGGUAUUCAAGAGUUCUCUAGGCAGCCGGCAUCCACGCCUGUGGCGUCUCAACAUGCCGCUCCGCCAUCAGUCCUGCCUCCCCUUCAACAGCAUGCUCCGCCAACACCAUCACAGGGUCCUCCAGCUGCUCAGCAUAAUGCAAAUCCUCUAGCACCACAAACACAAGGUCCACCACCACUUCAAAAUAAUGCUUCUCCUCUGCCGGCUUCGAACGCUCAUAUAUUGCCAGCACCACAACCUGUUCAACCUCCUCGCCCUCUGGCCCAAAUCAAUGGUGCGUCCACAUCAGCACCUCCUGGCAAGUCGCCAAAAUUUCGCCACUACGGUGUGCCUCGGGCUUCUUGA